Molecule: messenger RNA, 3066 nt
Organism: Lodderomyces theae
Lineage: Eukaryota; Fungi; Ascomycota; Pichiomycetes; Serinales; Debaryomycetaceae
Exons: 1
Coding region: 1-3066 (1021 amino acids)
Biological process (GO): positive regulation of TOR signaling
Molecular function (GO): protein binding
Source: RefSeq, a predicted model, not a curated record
AUGAAAUAUCAUUCAAUGUCCCAAAGCUCACAAGGUCAAUACAAGUUGGCAAAGUUUGCAUUUAAUAUAUAUGGAUCUCUAGGGACACCCCAGUCCAAUGAAUCCGUUUCGCCCAGCUCGUCAUUAAAUUCAAGAAACUCAAAACAGCUUCCUGCUCAUUUCGGUGAUAAGGUUGACCAAAAACCAGUAUUUACAUGCGAACGCGAGACCCAAGCAUUGUCACAGCUCAAUGUUGGUGUACAGGUAAGCAACUACAACACUGGCAAUGACAUUCGACAUCAUGCGGUGGUGGGAGGGAAAAACUACCUUCGUUUAUUGUGUAUGAACGAGGACCAACUGAGAGUGUUACAAGAGAUUAAUUUGCUAGAUACAAAAUCAAUAUACACUUCGAGAGCGUCAAAUAAACUAAACAAUAUCAACACCAUCCGGACACGUUCAAACACUGUUGCCUGUGGGCUUGCAAACGGGGCUAUUUUGGUGUACAAGGUUUCACCGACUGGGCAAAGUAAAUUACAGACUCGAUUCACAGAACACAAGCGAAGUAUCAACUCCCUUGACUUUAUUGACUCGGAGAAUGUCCUCGUUUCCGGUUCUCAGGAUGGAAGUAUGAAAUUGUGGGAUCUAAGAACCUCGGUAACAAAGCCAGUCUUGUCGUUACACGCUGCAUUGCAUAAUGAUCCUAUCAGAGCAUGUCAAUAUAGUCCUCAUUCAGCAGUUAGAAACAAGAUAUGCAUAUUAUCUGUACACGAUUCAGGAGCAUUGUGUAAAUUUGACUUGCGAUCUAAUUUAUCAAGCAAUGCACAAACUCCGGAUCGUAAAUGGACUUUGCAUUCAGGGCCUGUUUUGUCUUUGAAUAUACAUCCAGAAAAGGAGUAUGUUGCAACUGGUGGUAGGGAUCAAAAAAUUUGCAUCUUUAACUACAGUGAUAGUCAGUCUUCUACGAGAACUACCCCCGAGUCUAUGAUAAAUACAUAUGGAUCAAUUUUGAAGGUACGCUGGAGUCCUUAUUCGAACCAUAGCCAGAAGCGAGGCGAAUUCAAUGACAGAAGUGCAAGUACAUUGUCAAACUACGACAUUGCUUGUCUGUACCUCAACGACGAUCCAACAAUCACCACAUUCAACCUAAAUCGAAAGUAUAUCCCAAAGCGCAUCGUUCAUUCUUACGAACGUAGGCCUGUAUCCAACUUUGUUUGGGCUCAUAACGAAGAUCAUUGUCACAAAAUAUGGGCAUUGACUAAAUCCAAUGUGUUUACAACGUACAAUCUAGACCUGCAGCGAGAUCCAGAUGUUAGCAGACCCUUGGAGGAUUUGAAUAGCAUUGCAAUGACCUGGGAUUCCAAUGACAACUUCAUGAUGGUUAAUCAGGACAAGUAUCACCUUGGCUAUGGAGAGGAGUUUGGAACUGAAGUGUAUGACCUGGGGGAUGAGCGUAGCCAUCACAAUGAUCACGAUGACACCGAGCUACUGGCAAGCUCACUUGGUGCGUCUCCAGUUGAAAAGCCACUGUUGAUCAGGUCAUAUUCUUAUAACCCCAUGCUGCAGCUAGGUGCAAAGUCUCCUCCUCCAAUCUCAAGGCACAUGAAUUCUUUUGAGCCACCCAACUCUUCCGGGUCUGUUUAUGGAGCCAGACGGCCAGUGCUCACCAAAAACCCCUCGCAGGAAUCUCUAACGUCUUUUGGGUCUGCACCUCCUCCAGCUUCUGCCAUAAGAGCAAGAAAAGGUUCAAAAACAACGACUCCAUUUUACUCCCCCUAUGUUGUGCCUGUGGCAUUGCCAUUGCCGUCAAGCGAUGGCUACAUACACCACACUUUGUCAAAUGGUUAUUUGAUGUCAGUUCCUGAUGGAUUCGGCGUAUAUGACGUUUGCAUUUUUAAUUCCAAUGUGGCCAAUGGUGUUGGACUUCACCGUACCUGCCAAGUGUGGAAGAUGUUGGCAGAAAAUCUUCCCCUGGGAUUAACCAGUCCGAAACAGUACAUCGAAGAGCCCGUUGAAGCAACUGUGGAUCCUCAACAACAAACGAACUCGCUGUCACAUAUAGACCAAUCCAUUCAAUCAGAUUUGGGAAACGUUAUCGGCUCUUUCAACUCAAACUCUACACAUACCAACCAUUUUGGAAACAGUUUGGGUAGGUCGCCAAGCGACAGUGUCUCUCAUUAUAUUGCUUCCCUGGCAAAGAAUAGUCGCACAAAUAGCUUCACACGGGUAAGAGAUGCCCAUGAAGAUGUUCAAAGUCAGCAUUCCAGAUCUCGACCGAUUCUGAUAAAGUCUGAAAAGCAAUUGACUGACUUCCAAAGGGAAAAUGUUGAUUUGAUGAGUGCUGCCUUCCCCACUUCUAGUCCCAACUCAAGUGGAUCUCCCAAUUUCAGCAACAGUGUUGGGUCCAUAUCGAAAUCUCCACGAGAUGCGAUGUCGAGCAAGUUGCAACCACAAGAUCCUACUGUGGGAAAGUUGCCGGGAGGAAAUGAAGAAAAAGUAAGCGAAGUGUUUCUGGUUCAUUCCAAGUUGUCAGCUUCUUUAAACUCUGACAAGGAGCGAGUCUGGAGUUUCCAGAAUUUGUUGAGAAAGUCUCUUGACUAUGCACAGUUGCAAGGAGAUAUUGUCUUUUGCUCAGUCGUGGGUCUUUUAUUCUACGAAACGACUACAGUCAUUACAAAGGAAGAGUGUUUGGAUUGGUUGCUGAUGUAUAUUGAUAUAUUGCAGAAAAAGCAGCAAUUUGUAAUUGCUACAAACGUUAUAAACUCUGCGCCGUUAGAAUUACAACAGGAAUUGACAAAGCGGUACACUUCCGACUUGAUAAGACUUUACUGCUCGUUCUGUUCCAAGUUGUUGGUCAAUGAAGAAUCAAAACACAAUGGAAAAGGUGAGUUUGGGUAUUGGUACUGCGAUUCGUGUCGCAAAAUGCAGCUGAAUUGCAUCUACUGUAACGAGCCAAGUAAGGGCUUAGUUGUUCUCGUGAGUUUGAAAUGUGGCCACCGAGGACACUAUGGUUGUUUGAAAGAAUGGUUUGUCGAUGGAGGGAAUUCGGAAUGUCCUGGUGGGUGUGACUACAACGUAUUGCUGGCCUAA